AUGGGCAUCUCCUUAAGCUCAGCAACACUCCCAGGUCCCAAAUAUCCUGUCUCCAAAUUCGCUGCAGCCCUCCCAGCAAAUCUACCAUUCCCUCCCUCGGCGAGAUCGAUCGUCAUCCCCGCUUCAAACUCUAGCUCUUCCGCCUCGAACUCCUCUUCAAACGCCAACACCACUGCCUGUGCAACGGGAGUCCACAUGAUCGUCGCGCGAGCCUCAACCGAACAACCAGGCCAAGGCAUAAUCGGCGCCGUAGCCACACAAGUCCAACAACAGCUUCCCGGCUCCGAUUCCGAAGCCGUCGACUACCCUGCCACCUUGACCGAUUACCUGAAUUCCGAAGCGAGUGGAGUAGCAGCCAUGACAAAGCUGGUAGAGAACUAUGCGGUGAGGUGUCCGAAUAGUAAGAUGGCGCUUUUGGGGUAUAGCCAGGGAGCGCAGGUUGUGGGGGAUAUGAUGUGUGGGACUAGUGAGGCGAACUUUAAUACUACGAAGCCUAUUUCUGCUGCGGCUUCUAAAAAUAUCGUAGCAAUAAUCCAAAUGGGCGACCCCGCACAUAUGAUCAACCAACCCCAAGACGUCGGCAACUCGACCCAAAACGGCAUUUUCCCUCGUAACAAUACUGCUACUGCUUGCGCUUCAAUGGAGCCUCUUACGCAGAGCUAUUGUAAUUCCGAUGAUAGGUUUUGCGACAGUGGAACUUCCAUUGCGGUGCAUCUUGCGUAUGUGCAACAGUUUGGGACCACGGCCACCAAGUUUAUCAUUCAGAAGGUUGGAGGGAAUGCAACUUCAACUUCGAGCGGGAACGGGACGUUGACGGGAAGCAGUACGAAUGGAACGAGUAGCAGUGCCGUGCCUAAGAGUGAUGCGAACGGGUUCGAGGGUGUUUCAUGGGGGUUGGUGGCGUGUUCGUUUGUGAUUAUGUUGAUGCUGUAG
This is a messenger RNA of Mollisia scopiformis, 933 nucleotides long. RefSeq names its product cutinase-domain-containing protein. The transcript has 2 exons. NCBI's taxonomy places the organism in Eukaryota, Fungi, Ascomycota, Leotiomycetes, Helotiales, Mollisiaceae. Bases 1 to 933 code for a protein of 310 amino acids. The record is from RefSeq and is a predicted model, not a curated record. Gene Ontology annotation, molecular function: hydrolase activity.